GCCGCUGCGCAACGCGCCUUCGCUCCUCGGCAUUUGCCGAGCGUGUUUUGUCGAUACAACGUGUCGAUGUGAGCGUAGUUUUCAGACAUUCUGCAGUCUUAAAGUAAAUAUUUUGUUGCUACAGUUGCGAAAAGUACCAAAAAAAUGCAAGUGUCGAGCGCGAAUGACGUGAAGAUAUACAACCUUAGCGCGGGCCGAUCGCUGCCAGAAUGGCUGUCGGACCGCAAGAAGCGCAUGCUAGCGAGAAAGAACGCAGAAAUAAGGCAUCGCAUCGAGCUCAUCCAGGACUUCGAGAUGCCGGUCGUGAGCACCAACGUCGCUAUGUCGCGCGAUGGCCAGUACGUGAUGGUAACUGGCACCUACAAGCCUCGCGUUCGCUGCUACGAAGUGUCGCAGCUGUCCAUGAAGUUCGAGCGCUGCUUUGACUCGGACGUCGUCACCUUCGACAUACUGAGCGACGACUACACGAAAAUGGUGUUUCUUCACUGUGACCGCUACGUCGAGUUCCACGCCGCCUACGGACGCUAUCACAGGGUGAGGAUUCCCAAGUUUGGCCGCGACAUGGCUUACAUGCCGGCCACUUGCGAGCUGUAUUUCGGCUGCGACGGAGCUGAAGUGUUCCGACUGAGCUUAGAACAAGGCCGCUUUAUGAACCCGAUCGCAACAAAGGCGACGGCCGUGAAUGUGUGCCGUGUCAAUAGUUUCCACAAUCUCGUUUGCCUGGGCACGCAAGAAGGCAAAGUGGAGGCCUUCGAUCCCAGGUCGCGGUCUCGAGUGGGCAUCCUCGAGUGCGCUCUCAACAGCGUCACUGAGGACACGGAAGUGAAUGGGUUGCCCUCUGUGACUGCGCUCACUUUCAAGGACUCCCUGACGCUGGGCGUCGGUACAGCCACGGGUCAGGUCCUGCUGUUCGACAUUCGCUCUGACAAGCCGCUACUCGUGAAGGACCACUUGUACGGCCUGCCCGUCAGGAAGGUGGCCUUCCAUGCGGACGCGAACGUCGUGAUGAGCAUAGACUCAAAGGUGCUCAAGCUGUGGGAUGCCACUUCGGGAAAGGCUUUUACGUCGGUCACGCCAGGGGUCGACUUGAACGACCUGUGCCUCGUGGGGAACUCUGGCCUGUUCUUUCUGGCCAAUGAAGAGAAAAAGGUGCUGUCCUAUUACAUUCCGAGUCUGGGCCCCGCACCACGCUGGUGCUCUUUCCUGGACAACCUGACCGAGGAGCUGGAGGAAACGCACCAGGACACCGUGUACGACGACUACAAGUUCAUCACGCAAAAGGAGCUCGAGAACCUCGGUUUAGGCCACCUGGUGGGCACAAACCUUCUGCGAGCAUACAUGCAUGGCUACUUCCUCGACAUGAGACUCUACCACAAGGCAAAAGCUCUGGUGCAACCAUUCGCAUACGACGAGUACCGCAAGAAAAAGAUCAGAGACACCGUCGAAGCUGCUAGGAAGAACCGUGUUGAGAGCAAGCUCAAGUUGCCAACAGUAAACAGGGAACUGGCGAAGAAACUUCAAGAAGCAGUUGCAGCGCCGAGAAAGACACCAAAGACGACCCUCUUGGAAGACACGCGCUUCAAAGCAAUAUUCGAAAACCCAGACUUUGAGGUUAACCCCGCCAGUCAAGAGUACAGGUUAUUGAACCCACUUGUGAAGAGUCUGGACAAACAGCAAAAGAAAAAGGGGGCUGAGGAGCCAGGCGACGGCAUAAUGGAGUUGCUCGAUCCAGUCGAACAGAAUGGCAGCACCAGCGAAGGAGAGAGCUCGGACGAUGACCGAAUGUGGAUGAAAGAGGUGAAGAAACAACAUUGGAUGAUUAGGCAAGAAGCCAAAUCAGCACCCAAGAUGUACGAACUAAAGAGUGGCGUUGAGCUCCACGGCGGAGUCCUCUGUGGAAGGACUGAAAGCGUGGGUGCCGUGAAGAAGAAGCAGAAGGCAGCACAUAAGCUUACUCUUGCUCAGAGACUGGAAAGAGAUAAUAGGGGUGCAGCAGUGGGUGCCAGUGGGAAUAGGAUGAUGACGUUCGAGUCUAGGAGGACAAAAGUUGAGCGGGACCAGGAAGAGAAAGUGAAGGCACACAUGGCCGAGCGGAGGGAAGUUAGACGUUCAACUAAAGGGCUGAAGAUGACAAGGCUGCCUUGACGCUCUUUGCUCUUGCUUGUAAAUAAUAAAGUGACGCCCCUCAUUCAGAAAUUACCCCGUGUGACCCCUAAUUGGCCACGUGUGGAACUUUUUCCCAUCAUUUGGCUGUGACCAAGGACAUUACCUUAAAUUCUUAUCAAAGAAGUCUAAAUUCAAGGGCUUGUUUUCUUUGUUAGACAUAAUAUUAAUGGGAAAAUGAUGCCAAGGAAACUGAGUUCCUAGUGGCAGUUGUAAAAGGCCCCUAAGUACUUCUGAUAAUUUUUCAAGCAUUUGAAGUAAGCACGCACAUCGUAUGCAGAAUGCUGACACAAUCACCGAUGCCGCAUGAGGCUGCAUUACAAGCCGCAGUCAUGCCACGAAGUCCAAGAAACAAUAUCUUCUCUCUGGGACCUUCUGGUUUCCGUAGUGAUGAGUGUAUCACAAUGUUGAUUCUGUGAUACAGAGUUCAAGUCAUGCUGCGACUGAUUGAACAUCAACCUAUGACUUCCGGUUGGUCUGCAAGCAGCUGCCCGCAGUCCUUGUUAGUCAUGUUGCGCGGUUGGCGGCUCCUCACCUCGCGCAAAGGUGCUCUGGCACAGCCUGUCACUAUACGGAUCCAUCAUUUUAGCAAUCCUCUAACGGCAUGUACACUACACAAGAUCCAUAGCGGCACGAUUUGUAGCUUCAAGGGCCGGCAUAGCAACAUCAGUUGGCCAACAAGCACGGAGUUGCAGAAACCAGAAGUAGAAGAUGUUUCAAACAGUGCGUCGGCAAUGAGGGGCAACUCUGCAAGAAUGGCAAAAGCUACUUUCGAAAAGGAGGUGAAUGAAGAAUUGUGAAAAAAAGAGUGAAAGGACCGAUAGGCGCAUUUCAAUCAUUAAACUCGUCUAACUUCACUGUUAUGACACCGUUUUAAAAAGAUUAUCAUAGCUAAGUCUUUCAUGUUUAGGUGCCCUUCUACUUAGCAGGUGCAAUUUGCUGUUUACUGUGACAUUGAGUGGCCCCUCCCUCCCCAUGCACAUGGACAUGAAAAGGUGGAAUGAACUAGUGGGGUUUCAGGUGCCUGACCACCAUGGUAAUUAUUUCCCCUGUUAUGUGAAAAGCUAGGUUUCUCUGGGUAUUUUACCUUCGACUGAGGCUGUUUGGUGUUGCAUGGGUUGCUUUACAAUAUCAAAAGUUCACAGCACAGAAAUACAAUAUGCGGAUGUGGUAGUAAUGGUGUCUUUUAUUGACAACAUACUAGGAAAUGUCUAUACCUACAGUGUUUGACCACCAAAGUGUAUGGACAUGUUGCAAUUACAAUUACAUAAUGGCACUCCCUUGAGGGGUUCCAGUCGCCUUACUCACAAAAAGGGAAAAGUGCAAUAAAUGAUUAUUAGCAUUUUCA
This is a messenger RNA of Rhipicephalus microplus (southern cattle tick), 3511 nucleotides long. RefSeq names its product nucleolar protein 10 lethal (2) 34Fd (gene l(2)34Fd). NCBI's taxonomy places the organism in Eukaryota, Metazoa, Arthropoda, Arachnida, Ixodida, Ixodidae. The record is from RefSeq and is a predicted model, not a curated record. Gene Ontology annotation, biological process: maturation of SSU-rRNA from tricistronic rRNA transcript (SSU-rRNA, 5.8S rRNA, LSU-rRNA). Gene Ontology annotation, molecular function: protein binding. Gene Ontology annotation, cellular component: nucleolus; 90S preribosome; small-subunit processome.